AGGAAACUAGGCACGCAACUUUACAUGUUUCGAUGAUAUGUCAGUCAAAAUCAUUGGCAAUUAUCCACUGUUAAUCGAAACAGGAAUGUAUGUGCGCAUUUUAAUCAAUGACGUCGACAUAUUGCGCCUUUAUCGCUGUAGUCGUUUAAAUAGACACAACAGAUUUAUUGAUUCAAGUUAACAGGUUAGGCUCCAGACUACAAUGGAGAAGGCCGGAGUCACAUGUGUAUAACAUAUAACUACACUGUACACAUGUGUUACCUGUACAAGGCGCUUACGUUCGGGAGCUCGGCUGAGACAUUUAAAUGAGGAAAACUUAAUGUGCUGAAGAAAUACCUCCAAAACGAACAUGGUGCAUGCGUGCUAGAAUACAGACGUGUUGUAUAUUAAUGUCAUCUUAAUUGUGACCUCUGUUAAUUUUUUAAAUGUGUUUAAAGACUUAAGUAUUUUUACAAUACAAUAAUUGGAGAGACGAAAAAUUCAAGUGUAAGGAAGAGAUUCAUCAUUUAUACAGAAUAUAAAUAACUGUUCCAUUAUAUUCUGCCAUGGAGAAACCGACUGAAAGUGUCAAAAUUCUUGUGGAUUUAAUAAAAUCUACAAAUGAAGCGUCUUUGUUGAAAGCUGGAAUUGUCAAGUUUUCAAAAGCUGCCAUAGAAUGGUAUGUUGAUCAGGAAGACAUCGACAUCUUACAUCACGCUAUUAUAGCCAACAACAUCGAGGCUGUGGGGUUGUUUUUCCAUAAAGGAUAUUUCAAGCUUCCUCAUGAAUCUCCUUCGGUGCCAUAUAUUCACUUGUGCGCAAGACUAGGACACAAGACAAUUCUUGCCAUGUUGAUUCAAGAGCGAGGUCAAGAUAACAUUCCUAUGGAAUUCGAGUAUUACGGCCCAACAGGAUUAUGUGGAGAUUCGCCGAAAGCCAUGAGGAUAUCCAUGAUGGGUGGUAAAGAAAAGUUGUCUCCCCUGGACAUAGCUGGGGAGUAUGGACAUAUAGGGUGCGUGUAUACUAUCCUUAACCAUUUUUACGGAGGAAAGGUUAGGCACAAAACCAAGAGUACCAAAGAGGCUUAUGUGAACCUCGCCUGUGAACUUGAUUCGCCGCCAGCUCUCAGGUUACUGCUAUCACACAAACCGACAGAGGAGGACAUAAAAAACGCAGUAGGUGUUGCACUGAAGAUGGCUAGGCCAGAAUGUUUGGACGUUUUACUGAGUCUAAAACCCGACAUUAGUUCACUAUUUGGUGGCAUGAAUUUGUAUCAUGUUCUCUUCUCCUACAGUAUGUCCUUCAAAAAAUCCUGGUACGAAUCACUGCUUACCGUUACCACUCUCCUUAUCAAACAUUCACAUGACUUGUCGAAGUGUCUUCCUUACAGGACAUACCCAUUGUAUAGCUUAUUAGCACACUCGUCUUGUCAUGACUUGGACAACUCGUCCCCAUAUCUACUAGCAUGCCUUCUGGUCAUGCUGAAUGCUGGUGCUGACCCAAAUUUUGACGAACUGGAAUUCGAAAAAGAGCUUACAAAGAGAAAAUUCACUGCAACUGCAGCGUUUGGACGAUCUGCGUUUUCUUCCUCAAUGCAUUGCUUGUUUGACACUAUUGGGAAAUAUUCGGAAGAGGUGCAGAUAGAACAAAAACUUUGUCUCAGAAGUCACCUAGGGAAAUGUACAGAAGCUUUACUGAAACACGGAGCAGAUCUUAACUACGUAGGGAGGAUGGAAGACCAGUGUGAUACGUAUGGAAACAGCCUACAUUGCUUUUGUAGAAUUGCUCCGAAAAUUGGUCUUGGCGGAAAAAUGUUAAAACUACUUUUGCGGCAUGGCGCGAACCCUGAUGCAAAGGUAUACGGAUACUACCCAAUAAAUGUGUUUUUCGAGCAACUUUUAGCAUAUGCUACAAACUCGGACAGUUCCCACGUCGUUGACGUAGAACACAGUGUGUUUAUUAUGGACUCGAUGGCACAGUCAGCAUUGCGAGAUUCAUUUGAAAUCUUCAACGAUAUGGCGGCGAGUUUUGAGCAGCCCUCAUCGAAGCACGCGCGAAUUUUAGCGCUUAUUAAGACCGAGUACGAGAAACGUGUUUCGGACGUCUGGACACUUCGUAGGUGCUGUGUGUUUACUGUGUGGGUCAGUUGUGGCCGGAGAAUUGACCAGGCAGCGCAGCUUCCCUUACCAAAACGGUUGCGCGACAGUAUCACAGAUUCUCUGGAAUAUAUAGUUUGAAAAGAUCUUGUUAA
Messenger RNA from Mizuhopecten yessoensis (Yesso scallop), 2230 nucleotides. RefSeq lists its product as uncharacterized. NCBI's taxonomy places the organism in Eukaryota, Metazoa, Mollusca, Bivalvia, Pectinida, Pectinidae. The transcript has a single exon. The coding region runs from base 546 to 2216 and encodes 556 amino acids. The record is from RefSeq and is a predicted model, not a curated record.